UCUUCGACUUUUUUUUUUGUGUGUACUUUAAGUGACCUGUGGAACACAAGAACACUAUUUUGUGCGUUCUAAAGUGAAAUAGGUGAAAUCGACCGGUGGAAUUGCUUGUUGAUCGUAUCCGAUAAGUGAUAAGAGCGUUGUAAUCAAGCGAUGUGUGCGCUUAUCAGUGAUAACGCUGUGCCCCGAGAGUACUCGUACUUGGAGUGGAGCGAACGCUGUUCGAGAACAAUGAGUGGGAUGAGCAUGAACAUCAAUAACAACAACAACAACACGAGCAUAAACAACAACAACAAUAACAACAACAACAAUGAGGAGAAGCCCGACCUGCCCGACCCAGACUAUAUCAAGAUGUUCGUCGGCCAGGUGCCUCGCAGCAUGGACGAGAACGACCUCCGGAUCAUGUUCGAGGAAUUCGGCCGCGUGCACCAGAUCAACGUGCUGCGGGACAAGAUCACUGGCGCCAGCAAAGGAUGCUGUUUUGUGACGUUUUUCACGCGGAAAGCGGCUCUGAAAGCGCAAGACGCUUUGCACAAUAUCAAAACGUUGAGUGGGAUGCACCAUCCGAUCCAGAUGAAGCCGGCUGACAGUGAAAACAGAAAUGAACGCAAACUAUUUGUGGGCAUGCUGAACAAGAAACUGUCUGAGAACGACGUGCGAGCACUAUUCGCGGGGCACGGCGCGAUCGAAGAAUGCACGGUGUUGCGCGACGCGCAGGGUCAAAGCAAGGGCUGCGCGUUCGUCACGUUCGUCUCGAAGCAGGCCGCCAUCGCUGCUAUCAAGGCGCUACACCACAGUCAAACGAUGGAGGGUUGCUCAGCGCCGCUCGUAGUCAAAUUCGCCGACACGCAAAAGGAGAAAGAGCAGAAGAAGCUUCAAGCGAUGCAAGCCAGCCUAUGGGGGCUGACGACGCCGGUGGCGCCGGCUGCGUACCUUGCGUCGGAGGCUGCGUUGUCGCCGGCAACGCAGUUGCAACUGCUGCAACAGUUGCAAGCGGUUGGUCUCCAGCAACAGCUGUUGCAAGGGCAAGGCUCCACGAUACUGCAAGGUAUCUUCACUAAUGACGGUGUUAACUACCAAGAUAUCGGUUUCAAUGGCGCAGGGCUGAGCGGGGGGGCGGUUAGCGGGGUCGGAGGGGGGGCAGAGCAACUGGGGGGGCUGUUGGCACCGGUGUCUGUGCAGAACCUCGCUGCGCUUGCGGCGAUGACGCAGCCGCCUGUGGUGACGCAAGCUGCGCCCAUGCCAGCCGCAGCGCCUCAGCCCGCUGCGCCCCAAUUGUGUCUUCUCGGGAAGACAAACAUUACAGGGUCGACAGCCGAGCCGCUCGGUUCGGCGUACGCAGCGCAGUUCGGCAGCGCGUUCGCGGCCGCGCCGCUCGGCUCCGUGCUCGGCUCCGCAGCAGCCGCGGCCGCUGGGAAGCAGGUCGAAGGUAGGCAGAAAGGUCCGGAAGGCGGCAACCUGUUCAUAUACCACCUGCCGCAGGAGUUCACGGACACCGACCUGGCCUCCACGUUCCUGCCGUUCGGCCACGUGAUCUCGGCCAAAGUGUUCAUAGACAAACAGACCAACCUGUCCAAGUGCUUCGGCUUCGUGUCGUACGACAACGCGGCCUCCGCCCAGGCCGCCAUACAAGCCAUGAACGGCUUCCAAAUAGGUACAAAGAGACUCAAAGUUCAAUUGAAACGUUCCAAAGAACUAUCGAGACCGUACUAGCUUAUUCCAGAACUCGUUCCUAGUGAAUAUUUUUUUGAAAUAAAAAAACAAAAACUAUUUGCAAUGAGGUUGUAAGAUUCCGAACGGUUGUUGUGAUGUUUCGGUGCACUGGACUGGGUGAGGAGCGGCGUGCACAGUUGUUAACUAAUAAGUAUAAGGUUAAGGUUUGUGUCAAAGGAUUUAUCGUUUCCAAAGUAUUCCCCAAAUUUUGUUUAUUAUCGUAAUAUUCUACUUUAAAGUUAAGUUAUAGUCACUUUAAGAAUAAGUUGAACGCGUUACAUUAUUACAUUUACGUAAACGCCAAAGAUACGGUACCGAUGCAAAUACCGGUUUUGGACAACGUUAUUUUACCGUUAUCAUUUGUGUAACAUUGGCGACGGUACCGGUCUAUCGUAAGACAUAUUAUUCAACUUACCGCAUAAGUAUUGCUUAUAGUUAAUUUAACCGUUACGUUCAAAUAGAACAACUUUAUUAUUAUAACUUUGUUAGAUUUUUGUUCUUUAUUUUGUGUUACCAUAGUUGAUUAUACUUUUAAUCAUGAGUGUGGCCAUUGUCAGUUCAGUCUUAGUCUUUUUUUGUUUAAAAUUGUAAGUUGUUAGAAUAACAAAAUGAUCUCAAAGUGAUCAGUGUAUUUAUUGUUUACCUACAUGUUGUCAAUAGUGUACUUAAACUUUUAAACAUUUUUUGUGUAUAAAUGUCACUAAAAUAAUGGACUUUGGUAUGGAUAUCUCAAACGAUAUUUCUGUUUCCAACAAUAAUAUUCUAAGAAUAUUUACAGUGUUUUUGCGUACCAUACAAAAUAGUAGGGUAGGUGUCAAUCAUGUGUCAUAUUUAUAUUUUUAGGAAAAAUUAUGGAAAUCAUAUCGACAUAAGUUUUAUGACGUGUAUUUGUAUGUUUCACUAGCAAUGUUUUCAUAUCUGUUCAGUUGUUUACUUAUUUUCUUUUUCUUCUCCGUGACGUAAUAUUACAGUUUGAGAUAUCUGUGCGUUAAUCGUAACACAUCUUUGUGUAUGUCUGUGUAUUCACGUGUACAUUAUAAUGAUCGCAGUCAUACAAAUAUUUGAAUUUGUAACACAUCGAACACUGGCCCUUUAGUCAAAAAAUUUUGUUAGUUUAAGUAAUUUAAUAUUAGAUAAUUUUACUAUUUUCGUAAGUUGGGUAUUUAUUAAUUACCUACUUAAUACAUAUUUUUAUUAUUACUUGUAUACGUUCACAAAUAUUUCGUGUUUAAAAACUCUGGCACAUUUCGCUUAUUUUUAAUAUUUUUUACGACACCAAAAUCGGAUUGAGUAAAUAACUACGAAAUAAUUCAACGUUUGAUGAAAUAGGAUAAUAAUAAAUUAAUAAAAACCUAUUACUUUACUGUAACAUGAUAACAUACAUAAAUUUGAUAAGGUUUUGGUGCGUAAAAAAUAAUAACCUUUGAAACUACAUCUUUUAUCGAUUAGAUAGAAAUAUUAAAGAUUAAACAAGUUAAGUAUUACCUAAUAUUAUUUCGUGUAUUCCUAUAAAACGCUCAAUAAUAUAUGGACGAAGAAAAAUUAAAUACUAAGCAUAUUUUCUUUACUUGCAAAGAAUUAUAUGUGUACGUUUGAAAAGUGAAAAAAUUAUAUAAGAGUAAUUUGUAUCGUUUAAAGUUCCGUUAACAUUGUGCCAAUGAGUUCAAAAUGUAAUGACCAAUGGAAUUUCAUGUCGUCAGAUUUAGUUGUAAACUCUUACUAAUAAAAGGUUAUACACGCGUUAAACGCUAGUCUAAAAUUAUUGUUCGAGGCUCACCGGUGAGCCGCGUGGCGUCUAACGUGUUAAAUUAAGUCGUGUAUAACGCGCGUGUAACUUUUAUUUGUGAAGGGGUUAAACGUAACGUCUAUACAAGAACUGAGUAGACCAUCAUCGGUGUAAAUUUAGUUGAGUAUUAUAUUCUAUUUAAAAAAAUAUAUUAUCAAGAUGGGUUUAUUUUAGUUUUAAUUUAGUCUCUUUUUGCUGUCUGAAGAAAGACAAUACCUAGACUGAAUAAGUUCCCAAGUAGUAAGCAGUGUUUCAGUUAGCUGUCAUGUGAUUGAUUCCUUUAGUGAGUUCUUAGCGAACCUUCGAGGUCAGCUUUUGUCUUUUUUCUUGUUGUAAGGUAUAAAUUAUUAUAAAAAUGUAUUGUUAAAUCUUUGACAUCGGGAAUAACGGUGACGGACACACAAUCCUGGACACGACCGCGGUUAGCCUGAUAAGGUGUGAUCUAGAUAAAUGUCAAAUAAAAUUUAAAAAUAAGACGAUUUUUUACCCACAUUUUCUAGGUAUCUUAGACGAGACGCCUCUGGACCUCACUGUUGUUGUUGUAUUACAAAAUUAUUAAAAAAAAACACGGCUGGCGUUUGAGGUUUUGAAAAUAUGUAUGGCCAGCAUUAAAAUAAAUAAUUACUUUUGUUUUGCGAUCCUUUUUUUAAUCUGGCAACCCGCUAGUCUUGAUGACAUUUUGUAAAAAUACAAUCAACAGCAAAAGUGUUACUGUGAAAAUACUGUCAACGACAAAAUUUUAAGUGAUGUCAAUAAUUUACAACUAGACAAUAAACGAUAUCGUCUUUCAUAGAGUCACACACAAGGACAUAAUUUUGUGGUUGAUUGUAUUUCGCAUACAGACUGUAUCGUUACCUAAAGUUUGCCAUAAGCUUCAAAUGGAUAAUAAAUUAGUGAUAACGCUUCUCAUGAUUUGGUUUCUCGUUGAAAUGAAUGCAUAAAUGCGUUCUGGCAUUUUAUCAGUGUUGUUGAAUGUGCGACUUGAUGACCAACAUGAAAAUUACUUUGUAUUAUACGCUAAAUUGCUAUUUAUAUUAUUGUCUAAGUGGAAUGUUGACCAAUUUCUGUAUUAAUGAAUUAGAUAAUGUAAAAUUUACAUUAACACAAAAAAAUAUUCAGUUUUUGAAUGUGACUGUACUUUACAUAAUUUACUUAUUGAAUUUAUGAAUAAAGAGCGUAAAAGUUACCAGUGUUAAUUACACCAAAAAACAACAUUGUAAAGUAUGAAAUAAUGAAAUCUUAGAUAUUGCAUAAAAAUCUUUUAAGUUGAACUCUCCUUUUUGCAAUCGGUCAACAUUCCAAACUAGGGUUGUCGCUUAUAAAUUGAUACGACGGAACACUCGAGUCACGGUACCUACGAACCAGCAUAUCUUAAAUGCGGAAGCAAAUUUAUUUUUACACAUUUGGAGCACCCUAUUUAGUAGGUAUACAAUUGGUAUGAAAAAACAAAUAAAAGAACUGUUUUAUACAACACCCGUUUUGUUGAUAUGAAUGUAAAUAAAUGUCAAGUUAAAA
Molecule: messenger RNA, 5011 nt
Organism: Ostrinia furnacalis (Asian corn borer)
Lineage: Eukaryota; Metazoa; Arthropoda; Insecta; Lepidoptera; Crambidae
Product: CUGBP Elav-like family member 1
Exons: 11
Coding region: 151-1710 (519 amino acids)
Molecular function (GO): RNA binding
Source: RefSeq, a predicted model, not a curated record